Molecule: messenger RNA, 29684 nt
Organism: Magallana angulata
Lineage: Eukaryota; Metazoa; Mollusca; Bivalvia; Ostreida; Ostreidae
Product: MAM and LDL-receptor class A domain-containing protein 2-like
Exons: 113
Coding region: 126-29519 (9797 amino acids)
Cellular component (GO): membrane
Molecular function (GO): protein binding
Source: RefSeq, a predicted model, not a curated record
UGAUCACAGGUGUACGAGGCAGUGGAUACACUGGAGACAUAGCCAUUGAUGACAUCUACUUUGACAUCACCAUUCCAUGCACUCUGACCCCAAGCAAUGCUCAGCCCCCUCUGUACACGACCACCAUGGCUACAACACAGGGAUUAUCAGUCACAGCCAUUCCUUCUGGAUUUCCCUGUAAUUUUGACACAAACCUUUGUGGCUGGACUCAGGAUAAGACGGAUAACUUUGACUGGCGGCGCCAAAGAGGAACCACACAAUCCAGGGGCACAGGGCCAGCCAGUGACCACACAUCAAAGACUGGGUACUACAUGUACAUUGAAACCUCAGCCCCGCGUCGGCCCGGGGACAAGGCUCGUCUGAUCAGCCCCACAAUCAAUGGCAAUUUUGCCCAGUGUGUAAGCUUCUACUACCAUAUGUACGGUCCACACGUCAAGGCCCUCAAUGUAUACCUAGCCACAGGUGCUAACGCCACCCUGGGAAGUCCUGACUGGACCAGGGUGGGGACACAGGCCAACGCAUGGGUGCUGGGACAGCUACAGAUUGCUGGAGGUUCACUCACCCAGGGAGUCACUAAUGUGAUCUUUGAGGGUGUCCGUGGCACAAGUUACCUUGGGGAUAUUGCUAUUGACGAUGUGUCUUUGACUGCAGGAAGCUGUUCACAAGCCACACCCUCCCCAAGCCCUGGCACCCAAAUGUCCACCAUUGACUGCACCUUUGAGAGUGCUGACAUCUGCAAGUAUAUACAGGACACCACAGAUCGCUUCAACUGGACACGCAAGACUCGAACCACGAAUUCUAGGUUCACAGGUCCACCCAAUGACCAUACCUAUGGCACAGCAACAGGUCAUUACAUGUACAUUGAGAGUUCAGCUCCUCGGCGUAGAGGUGAUGCAGCAAGGUUAUGGACCCCGAAAUUUAACCCCAAGGCUGGUCAGUGUAUUUCCUUCUGGUACCACAUGUUUGGCAGAACCAUGGGGACCCUCAACGUCUACGCCGCGGACAUGUCCGCCACAACCCCAGUCAUUGGCUCACCCAUCUGGUCACUCUCCGGCAACCAAGGAAACAUCUGGAUGCAGGAAUAUGUCAGCUUACCAACACCAACUGUAGCCAGUGUUAUAUUUGAGGGGGUGGUGGGAAGCGGUUACUACAGCGACAUAGCCAUCGAUGAUGUAAAACUGUUGUCCACCUGUCCUAAUCCAGGAGACUGCACUUUUGAGAACAGUUUCUGUGGCUGGAGAAACAGUAAGACAGACAACUAUGACUGGGUCCUACAGUCAGGGAAUUACAGUGGGACCUCACCCCAUCCCAGCGGAGACCAUACUUUUGGAGCUGGAAAAGGUACAUACUUGUAUAUAAAUGGAGCCAUGAGCCUCCCUCAGGGAAGCAUUGCCCAGGUUGUCUCCCCAACCCUGUCUGCCACGAGUUCUACUGGGGCGUGUAUGAGAUUCUGGUAUUAUAUCUCUGGAAGUAACACUGGGACAAUCAAUGUCUAUGUACAACAGGGUAAUGUGUCUACAUCACUGUGGUCAAUGACCUACUCCCAGAACCCUCGGUGGAGCCAGGGUCAAUUCCCUAUCAACAGCCCCACCCCCUACAGAGUUGUCUUGGAAGGGGUAUUUGGAGGUAGCAGAGGAGGCUUUCUAGCAGUUGAUGAUUUCACUGUCACAAGUGGGACAUGCCGAACAAACCCUCCUGAUGCUAUGUCUGGAUCCACCUUGGCACCACAAACAACAGUCACCACCACACAGGGACCCACAAAUGCUCCAUCCCAGUGGGACUGUAACUUUGAGUCUGGACUGUGUACCUGGACGCAGGCAAAGGACGAUCAGUUUGAUUGGACCAGAGUCCGAGGAAGCACUGGCACCCUCAACACUGGACCUACCAGUGACCACACCACAGGAAGCGGCUACUACAUCUACAUAGAGACCUCAUCCCCACGACGUGUCAACGACACGGCAAGAAUAAUCAGUCAACCCAUCAACGUAAACACCACCAUAUGUCUGAGUUUCUGGUACCACAUGUACGGUACAUCUGUACGCACCUUGAACGUUUACACGAAGGUUGGGGGUUCCCUUAGCCCUCCAGUGUGGAGUCGGACUGGAACUCGCAGCAAUAAGUGGUACCAAGCCUCAGUGGAUGUACAGAGCUCAAGGUCCUACCAGAUCGUGUUUGAGGGGGUCAGAGGGACCAGCUACAGAGGAGACAUUGCUCUAGACGACAUCUCAGUGUCCAUGGGAUCUUGUUCUGGUACUACCUCCACUGGACUUUGUACAUUUGAGGACAGAACUUACUGUGGUUAUGUGCAGGACACCCGUGAUGAUUUUCAGUGGACCUGGAAGAGCAGUAGGACCACCUCCACAGGCACUGGACCCCCCAAUGACCACACUUAUGGCACCACUUCAGGACAUUACUUUUACACUGAGUCCUCCAGACCCAGACGACCAAGACAGAAGGCGAGACUGAUCAGUCCCGAUAAUCCAGGCACCACUGGCUCCUGUGUCAGCUUCUGGUACCACAUGUAUGGCACCACCAUGGGCACGCUCAAUGUUUAUGCUCGGUCAGGCGGUGUGCUUGGAAGUCCAGUCUGGACCAAGUCUGGUAACCAAGGAAACAGUUGGUUCAAGGGACAAGUUUCUGUUAUCCAGCAGUCAACAUGGCAGUUGGUGUUUGAAGGUAUCAUUGGAAAUGGUUACCAAAGUGACAUAGCCAUUGAUGAUGUUCUAAUAAGUAGUGGAUCCUGUGGAAAUCUUGGAGAUUGUGACUUUGAAAAGGGCACAUGCACUUGGAGGAACACAAACCAAGGGGACAAUUUUGAUUGGCUAAGAAAACAGGGCCAGACCAACAGUCAGUUCACAGGACCUCAGAAUGACCACACCCAACAAAAUAACCUAGGAUAUUAUAUGUUCAUUGAAACCUCUGCCCCCAGAGUGGCCGGGGACAAGGCCUGGUUAGUCAGCCCCCAGUUCAACCCCACCACCUCCUCAGGAUGCAUGUCCUUCUGGUACCACAUGUUUGGCAACGGUGUUGGAACGUUGAAUGUUUACGUGAAUGGAAGUACAAACGUGUUGUCAUGGACACUGAGUGGAAACCAACAGAACCAAUGGAAUCAGGGACAGCUUCCUAUACCGAAAAUGUCCACUUCUUACACAGUUGUGAUAGAGGGAAUCCGAGGUGGAAACUAUCAAGGAGACAUUGCAGUCGAUGAUAUCACUUUCACAAGUACAGGAUGUGGAGUUAACCCAGCCACAGCCAAUCCCCUGAAUGCAUCCAAAACUACUCCAGUCCCUGCUACAACGACGCCUCCUCCAUUUGUUUCCCAGUCUCAGUAUGACUGUGAUUUUGAGACCAAUUACUGUAGCUGGAAGCAGGACAUGUCGGAUGUAUUCAACUGGACUCGUGCUCAGGGACCCACCGGCUCAGUCAACACUGGACCAACCAAUGACCACACCAAGCAAAACCCACAAGGCUGGUACGUUUUCAUUGAGAGUUCUAGUCCCCGACACUUGAAUGACAGUGCCCGACUGGUGUCUGCUACUGUCCCUGCCAACCAACAGUACUGUCUGCAGUUCUACUACCACAUGUAUGGAGCCAACAUCAACAGCCUCAAUGUCUACCUCAAGAAAAAUGGACGACUUGGAAAUGCUGUUUGGAACAAACAUGGUACCCAAGGAAACCGUUGGAACAAGGGCCAGCUGCCAAUUGCUGCUCAAACCACAGCUUUCAACAUUGUCUUUGAGGGUUUGGUUGGAACAGGCUACCGUGGAGACAUUGGUUUAGAUGACAUCAAGCUAAUCACUGGAGCCUGCCCAUCGGCUGGUGGAAUUGCGUGUACUUUUGAGAGCCCCAACUUGUGUGGCUGGACUCAGGACAAGACAGAUCAGUUCGACUGGACACCUAAAGCAGGCCAUACCACCUCAUCAGGAACAGGGCCCUCGGCAGACCACACCUCAGGAACAGCCACUGGUAAAUACAUCUACAUUGAGACCAGUGCCCCUCGCCGCCGUGGAGACAAGGCCCGUAUUCUGAGUCCCCAGGUCCCGGGUGGUUCUCCUCUGUGCUUCCAGUUCUUUUACCACAUGUACGGACCACACAUUGGAACGCUGAAUGUUUUUGUCAAAUCUGUUCAACUCAAUGGAACCCAAACAGUCUGGACAAAAAGCCUCAACCAAGGCAACAAGUGGGUGUUUGCCCAAGUGACUAUUCCUCAAGUGUACACCAACUACCAGGUUGGGUUUGAGGGUGUAGUUGGGUCUGGAUAUGCUGGAGACAUUGCAGUGGACGAUGUCACAACUUUAGCUCGUCCCUGUGGCAGCUCCCAAACUUCUUGUGAUUUUGAGAGCACAUGUUCCUGGACAAAUGCCCAAACAGGAGACCAAUUUGAUUGGCUGCAAGGUAAAGGAGGAACAACAAGUCGGCUGACAGGACCCAGCAAUGACCACACACUCGGAAACUCUGCAGGUCAUUACCUGUUUAUUGAGUCCUCUGCACCUCGCCGACCAAACGACAGAGCCCGCCUGGUCAGCCCUGUUUAUCAGGCCACCGCCACAAAGUGCCUCAACUUCUGGUUCAGUAUGUACGGCUCAGACAUCGGACAUCUGAGGGUGUUUGUUCAGCCACAGAACGGUACCGCAGUCAGGAUCUGGGACUUGUUUGGUGACCAAGGCUCGCAAGACUGGAAACAGGGAAGAGUGGCUUACUACAGUACCACACCGUUCACUCUGAUAAUUGAGGCACAGAGAGGCAAUGGCUAUAAGGGAGACAUAGCCAUUGAUGAUAUAUCUAUCACUGACUCAUACUGUCCGAUUACACCUCCGGCAGCCUCCACUCCGAACUCUCCAUACACACCGGCUCCUGCCAUGACCACAGCAGUUACACCUCCAGCCCAAGCUUCACCAUUUGAUUGCAAUUUUGAGAGUGGCAUAUGUUCCUAUACUCAGGACAGAUCCGAUAGAUUUGAUUGGACGAGAGCAAAUGGACCAACCGGAUCAGCCAACACUGGACCAUCCAUUGAUCACACCUUUAGUAAUGCCUCUGGACACUACAUGUUCAUUGAAACCUCUAGUCCAAGACGACCCAACGACACGGCCCGCCUCAUCUCUCAGACUGUGACUCCCACCAGUGGCGCCUGUCUGCGGUUCUGGUACCAUAUGUAUGGCACCCACAUCAAUACCCUCAAUGUCUACACCAAGAGUGGUGGACAACUGGGAACUCCAGUUUGGAGCCACACAGGAACCCUGGGUAAUCAGUGGAACCAAGCAGUUGUCAACAUUGUCAAUGCCCAGAACUUCCAGCUGGUGUUUGAAGGAGUACGUGGCAUCAGUUACCGUGGAGACAUAGCUCUUGAUGACAUCACAUACUCCUACCAACCUUGCCCCACAGGAUCAAGUUACAGCUGCAACUUUGAGGAUACCAAAAUCUGUGGUUAUACCAAUGUACGAGGGAAUGACACAUUCGAUUGGAGAAGAUUUGCCGGUAGAACUGGCAGUUCCUUCACUGGCCCCACCAGUGAUCACACCUAUGGAACUGCAAGAGGACAUUACAUGUACACGGAGUCCAGCGCCCCCCGGCGACGAGGGGACAAAGCCUGGUUGGUCAGUCCCGUCUACCCAUCUACGAUUGGAUCAUGCCUACAAUUCUACUACCAUAUGUAUGGCACCAAUAUUGGAACUCUCAAUGUGUAUCUACAGACUGGUUCAGGUUCACAAAAAAUGUGGAGUAAAAAUGGCAACCAAGGCAACAAAUGGUUGCUAGCUCAAACUACCAUCCAAUCAACUACUAGCAACUAUAGUAUUAAUUUUGAGGGAAUAAUUGGUAAUGGAUACCGAGGGGAUAUUGCUAUUGAUGAUGUAUCUGUUACACCAGGAACCUGUACCCUUCCAGGGAACUGUGACUUUGAAACGAGAACUUUCUGCACCUGGGUGAAUCUACAGAACGAUGACUUUGAUUGGUUGGUUGGGAGUGGAGGCACCGCUAGUUCUUUCACUGGACCUCAACAAGACCACACUGUUAAUCAGGACCAAUCUGGUCAUUACGCCUUCAUCGAGUCCAGUGCUCCCCGAGUCCCAGGGGAUGUGGCCCGCCUCCAGAGUACCCAGUUCCAGGCCUCCACCCAGUGCCUCCACUUCUGGUACCACAUGUAUGGCUCCGGCAUUGGUACCCUCAAUGUUUAUGUUGUAACUUCCAGUGGCAACAAGACAGUAUGGUCCUUGUCUGGAAAUCAGGCCAACUCUUGGAACUCUGCUCAGGUUGCAGUCACCAGUAACACACAGUACAAUGUGGUGUUUGAAGGUAUUCGUGGCUCUUCUUACCAAGGAGAUAUGGCAAUUGAUGACAUCACCUUCUCUGGGGACAACUGUGCUUUGCAACCAAGCAGUGCUAACCCUGCCAUACAGAGUACCACUCCUAAACCAGUGAGCACCACCACCGCUGCAGUGGCGACACCAGCUCCAACUGUCUACGAUUGCAACUUUGAGAAAGGUUUAUGUCAGUGGACACAGGUAGUGGGAGGGGACCAGUUUAACUGGACUCGAGCCCAGGGCCCCACAGGGACUGCACUGACAGGACCCACCAAUGACCACACAACCGGAACACGCAAUGGUUGGUAUGUGUAUAUUGAGUCAUCUGCACCAAGGAGACCUGGAGACAAGGCACAGUUAGCGAGUCCCUUAAUCUCUGACCAACAAACUCGCUGCCUCAGCUUCUGGUACCACAUGUACGGUACCCAUGUCAACACACUGAAUGUCUAUCUACAAAGUGGAUCCCCUGGCUUGGGCACACCACUGUGGACCAAGAAAGGGACUCAGGGAAAUAAGUGGAUUCAGGGACAAGUUACUAUCACACCGUCCAAUGCAUACCAGGUCAUCUUUGAAGGUGUCAGGGGCACCAGUUACCGUGGAGAUAUUGCCAUUGAUGACGUGAGAUUGUCUUUGGGACCAUGCCAGACCACUGGAGUUGAUCCAAUGGCAUGCGAUUUUGAAUCCAACACAUUGUGUGCAUACCUACUGAAACUUCCUACAGAGAGGUUCACCUGGACUAGGCAUGCUGGAAGAACUGCCACAUCUGGAACAGGUCCAAGCGCUGAUCACACCUUGGGCACCCCUCAGGGACAUUAUGUGUUCAUGGAAUCCUCCGCUCCCAUGGCCCCCAACAACACUGCCCACUUAAUCAGUCCCCAGUACACUCCUCAAAACCCUGGAUCCCCGAUCUGUUUGACAUUUUACUACCAGAUGUAUGGACAGAAUGUAGGCACUCUUAAUUUGUAUCAAACCAAUGGAGGAACCUCUCCUGGUGCUCAACCAAUAUGGAGUCGAAACUUCGACCAGGGACAGCCUUGGCACCAAGGGCAGGCCACUCUCAAUCCUUCAGGAACCUACAGAGUUAUCUUUGAGGGAGUUCGAGGAAAUGGAUAUAAAGGGGAUAUCGCUAUUGAUGACAUUUCUAGUUCACCAGGAGCAUGUCAAAGUCUUGGAGCCUGCGACUUUGAAUCGUCUUGCAGCUGGUCUAACACUCAAGCAAAUGAUAAUUUUGAUUGGCUGGUCUCCAGUGGUAAGACCACCAGUCGGUUUACUGGUCCACCAUUUGACCACACAUUCCAAAAUGCCUCAGGCCACUACAUCUACCUAGAAAGCAGUGCCCCACGAGUUCAGGGAGACAAGGCCAGAUACAUCAGUCAGGCUUUCCCUGCCCAGAGUAACGCUGCCUGUCUGAGCUUCUCCUUCUACAUGUAUGGAGCAAACAUUGGAUCACUCGGUGUGUAUGUUCUCACAAACACAACAGCCGAUUCUCUCACGAAUGAGGCCAGACUGUGGAAACUAUAUGGAGCAGCAGGAAAUAGUUGGAUGCAGGGACAGAUGAACAUUCCCACCCAGUACUCUAGCAAACCCUUCCAGUUGAUGUUCGAGGGUAUUCGUGGUAACGGUUACCAAGGUGAUAUCGCUGUUGACGACAUCUCGGUGGAUCUGACUUCAGGCUGUGUAACAUCGCCGGAUUAUCAGGGUUACCAGGACAUUUCAUGUAACUUUGAUUAUAAUGGAAUCUGCAACUGGCAGCAGAGUGUGAACGACACGUUUGAUUGGUCACUCAAUAAUGGCACCACCCCAAGUCAAGGAACUGGACCACAGCAAGAUCACACCCAGGUUCAAAAUCCUAACGGUGGAACAUCAGUUGGCAACUAUCUCUACAUAGAAGCAUCAUCCAAAAAAUAUUCGGACAAUGCCGUUCUGUUGUCUCCUCUGAUUCCCCCCACUGGCCUCUCUGGGUACUGCUUCACUUUCUGGUAUCACAUGUUUGGACCACACAUCGGAGUCCUCAGUGUCUACAGCAUGAUUGGAGGAAGGAAGAUCCUCCAGUUCACCAAAGGGGGCACCCAAGGGAACAAGUGGAAUCAGGCUGUUAUCAAUGUUAACAGCACCACUGACUUCAUGUUGAUGAUCCAGGCCUUUGUAGGCAAUGGUUGGGCAGGAGACAUUGCCAUUGAUGAUAUAAACUUUGAUACACAGCCUUGUGUCAACUCUUCACUACCGCAAACACCUUCAACUUUAACCCACUGUGACUUUGAGACGGGUACAUGUGGGUGGAUACAAGAUACAACCGAUGACUUUGAUUGGCUCAGACACUCCAACAGUACAGGUAGCUUUGGCACAGGCCCAGUAGGAGACCACACCACAGGAGCUGGCACAGGAUACUAUAUGUACAUCGAGGCCUCAAGACCCAGAACAAGUGGACAGAAAGCUCGUUUCCUGAGCCCUAACCUCCCCAGUUCUAAUGGGGAAUGCUUGACAUUCUACUAUAACAUGAAUGGAAGAACCAUGGGUACCCUCAAUGUGUACACACAGGCCUCAGGGUCACUGGGCAGUCCAGUCUGGACCAAGUCUGGGAACCAGGGUAGCAAGUGGCAGGUGGCUCAGGUCACCCUGCAGAGUUCCAGCCAAUUUCAGGUUGUGUUUGAGGGUGUGAUCGGCUCCUCUUACUUCAGCGACAUUGCCAUUGAUGAUAUUUCCAUUGUCCCUGGCGCCUGCGCAACUCCUGGCUCAUGUAACUUUGAGCAGGGACUCUGUGGCUAUUCCAAUGUCCAAGGCGAUGAAUUUGAUUGGACAAGAUCCCAAGGACUGUCUCCCUCCUUCUACACUGGGCCCAAUGUAGAUCACACCACAAACUCAGGCUCUGGAUAUUAUGUGUUCAUUGAGAGUAGUAACCCCCAGAAGCAGGGAGACCGGGCCUGGCUCAAGAGUUCCAGUCUUUCUGCCACCACAGGCAAAUGUCUACAGUUCUGGUACAGCAUGUAUGGCUCUGGCAUUGGAACACUCAACGUGUACCUGAUGUAUGGGUCCACCAACAGGACAAUCUUCACAGCCUCGGGAAACAAAGGUCAAGGGUGGUUUAAAGGUCAAGCAACAAUAUCUGCAAAUUCGGCCUAUAACAUUGUGUUUGAGGGUGUCCGAGGAAGAGACUACCAUGGAGACAUUGCCUUGGAUGACAUCAGUCUAUUGGAUGGAACCUGUAACUUACAGACCACACCCUCAUCAGUGUCCACUCCCCCCACCCCUGGACCUUCAGCAGCUCCUUUGUUGAGUUGUAACUUUGAGAGAGAUCUGUGUAACUGGCAGCAGGACAAGACGGAGAAUCUGGACUGGACUCGUGACUCUGGGGGCACCGCCUCAUCAGGCACUGGUCCUUCAUUUGACCACACUACAGGGGGCAAGUCUGGUUACUACAUCUACACUGAGGCUAGCGUGAACAACAACAAAACAGCCCGACUCCUCAGUCCACCCUUGCGAGUGUCCACAAUCGUGUGUGUCAACUUCUGGUACCACAUGUAUGGUGCUAAUGUCAACAGGAUUAACCUGAGACUGAAGCAUGGUGGGGCUCUCGGUCAGCCGUUGUGGACCAAGAUCGGAAAUCAAGGAAAUCGGUGGUUUAAUGCCAAGGUCGAUGUGAUGCCCCAAAAUGGAGAUCUGGUGGUUUUCGAAGGCAUAACUGGGCGUGGAUAUCAAGGCGAUAUGGCGCUGGAUGACGUCUCAAUUCUAAAUGGUCCCUGCACCAACGGACCAUCUGCUUUCUGUGACUUUGAAGAUGCCAGCAUUUGUAACUAUCAACAGGAUCCUACAGACAAUUUUGAUUGGACAAGAAAAGCUGGUCGCACCACUUCAAGUGGAACUGGACCAACCAAUGACCAUACCUAUGGCACAAGUGCAGGUCACUACAUGUUCACUGAGUCCUCAGCCCCCAGGAGGCCGGGAGACAAGGCCCGACUACUCAGUCCCCAGUACCCCUCCACCAAUGGUCAGUGCCUGACCUUCUGGUACCACAUGUACGGGUCCUCCAUCGGAACUCUAAAUGUCUACACUAGCUCCUUCAACAAGCUCAGUCCAGCUUUGUUUACAAUCUCUGGUAACCAAGGCAACCAAUGGCGCAAGGCUCAGAUGACCAUUCAAGUGCAAGAGCAAUACAAAAUUGUGUUUGAGGGAAUAAGAGGAAGUGGCUACCAAGGAGACAUUUCUAUCGAUGACAUAAAACUUGUCCCCGGAUCAUGUGCAGGAGUGGCUAGUUGUGACUUUGAAUCCGAUCUCUGUGGCUGGACCCAGAGACAAGACGACAAAUUUGAUUGGAUAAGGCGAUCUGGUCACACUCCCUCGGUUCUAACUGGGCCUGGAGUUGAUCACACAAUUGGAUCUGCAUCAGGUUUCUAUCUGUACGUGGAAUCCAGUGCACCAAGGAAGCCAGGUGACAAUGCAGUCAUCUCGUCUCAGAUCAUUCCGGUGGCCCCAUACUGCUUCAGAUUCUGGUACUUCAUGUAUGGGUCCAAUGUGGGAAGUCUGAACAUCUCCCAAGUCAUUACCUCAGGCGGCACCACCAAUAAACAGCUCAAGUGGAGCAAGAGUGGAGAUCAAGGUUCUAAGUGGAUGCAAGGCAAUGUCAGCAUGAGCAAUGCCUAUGCUGACUUCUAUAUUUAUGUGGAGGCUGAUAUAGGUGGCGGUAAUCAAGGAGACAUUGCAGUGGAUGAUUUCAUCCUUGACAGCUUUGAAUGCUCCGCAGAACCAAACACCAAUGGCAGCUUUGCCUGUAACGAUCCAUUGAAAGUCAUGAUUCCACAAUCCAAGGUCUGUAACUUUAUCAGGGAUUGUUCCAAUGCAGCAGACGAAACCAACUGUGGUGCCUGUGACUUUGAACAAGACUUCUGCUCCUGGGUCGCUACAGGAACCGGGUCGUUUGGCUGGUUCCGAGGAGCCAAUCAAACGGCCACUUCUAACACCGGUCCCCAGUAUGACCACACCAUUGGAAACGCUGCAGGCCACUACUUGUACGUUGACGCCAGCUACGGCUCCAUCACCAGUCAGGCUGAGCUCACAGGACCCACUUUACACGGCUGCAGCACCACCUGUCAGUUCCAGAUGUGGUACAACAUGUAUGGAACAGGAAUAGGAAAAUUGAUAGUUCUGAUGAAGGAAAACAAUAGAGUCACUGAAAUUUGGAGGAAAACUGGCAACCAAGGUCGAAACUGGCAGAAGGCAACCAUUGACAUUGGACGUGUGGAUGGAGCCUUCCAGCUUUUAAUCCGAGCAACACGCACUCUCAGUGUCCAAGGAGACAUUGCCAUUGAUGAUCUUCAGUUCAUAAACUGCAACUAUCCAGCUCGACAAGCUUCGUGUCCUUCUCCUAACCAGUUCCACUGCACGGUCAACAAAGGGUGCAUUGCUAACAACCAGAGAUGUGACUUCAAUGAUGACUGUGGGGAUGGCUCAGAUGAAGACCCGACUACUUGUGGUAACUACCCUGCAUCUUGCAACUUUGAGAGAAGUAUCUGUAGCUGGACACAAGAUAAGCUGGAUAAGUUUGACUGGACCAGAGCUAAUGGUCACACCUCAACUUAUGGAACCGGUCCUUCCAGAGACCAUACUCGGGGAACUGCCUCGGGCUAUUACAUGUUUAUUGAGUCCUCAUCCCCUCGCAGACGAGGAGACAAGGCGCGACUUCUCAGCCCUCUCUUCAGGGCUGUUCCUCCAAAUAGUAACUCCUGCUCUCUGAGGUUCUUCUACCACAUGUUUGGCAGAGGCAUCGGAUCUCUGAAUGUUUACACCAGGGAAACAGUCACGGGACCCAUGAACAAGAUCUGGUCCAAAUCAGGAAAUGUGGGAGACUAUUUUGAAAGAGUGGACCUUGUUAUUAAUGAAACCAGAUCAUUCCAGGUCGUGAUAGAGGGAGUUGUUGGCAGUUAUCUAGGAGACAUUGCAAUAGACGAUGUAUCCAUGACACCUGGCUGUGUCCUGAUGAAUGGCCCAGGUAUCACCUUACCCUCAGGAAGUCCCCCUCCGGCCACCACCCCCAACCCCUGCGGUAACAACAGUGUUGCCUGUAAAUCUGGACAGUGUAUUCCGGCCUCCCAGCUCUGUGACUUCACCCCUCAGUGUUCAGAUGGAUCAGAUGAGUCCAGUUGUGGUACCUGUAACUUUGAGAAUGGUCAGUGUGGAUGGAACGAUGUCAGCAGUGGUCGCUACAACUGGCACAUCUUCCAGGGCUCCUCCCCAGGAACUGGUGGUCCCAAGACUGACCACACCAAUGGAACUGCUGCCGGUCACUACAUGCUGGUAGAGGGUGCCACAGGAGUCUUCUACAGUCGAGCCCGCAUGGAGACGCCACCUUUUGGAGCCACUGGACCAAGUUGUCGUGUCACUUUCUACUACCACAUGUUUGGACUUGGAGCAGGAAACAUUCGUGCCCUUCUUGUCAACAGCAAGAACCCCAGUGACAAGACGUACAUAUUCUCCCAGACCAACAACCAAGGCAGCGGCUGGCAGCAGGGAAGUGCUGACAUUGGGCAGCUUGCUGCUGGCUACAAGUUGCAAUUUGAGGCAAAUCCCACAAAGUCUUUUGCGCCCAACUCUGGUAUCCCUAACUCUGACAUGGCUAUUGAUGAUGUCACAUUCCAGCAGUGUAACCCUGUAGCCAUAUUUAAUUCAACAACAAAUGCCUUGAACUGUACAUUUGAGUCUGGAUGGUGUGGAUAUACACAAGAUCAGAAGGAUGAUUUUGAUUGGUCAAGAACAAACAUCAGUUCUCCUACCAUAGGCACAGGACCUGACAGGGACCACACUACUGGACAUGGAUUCUAUAUCUACAUGGAGACCUCCUCCCCUAGACGUCCAGGUGAGAGGGCCGUGAUUUCAUCAGGGAUCAACAAGGCCACCCCAAGUGCUGGCAUGUGUCUGAGCUUCUGGUACCACAUGUUUGGAGCCCAUGUCAACACACUGAAUGUCUACCAACAGAUUCCAAGUGGAGCAAAGACUCUGAUUUGGACUCGAUCCGGAACUCAGGGAAAUGUGUGGAAGCAGGGACAACAAACUGUCAAAAGCUCCCAGGCUUACGAGAUUGUGUUUGAGGGAGUUGUAGGAACCAGUUGGCAAGGUGACAUUGCUCUAGAUGAUAUCAGUGUUGUGAAUGGUCCAUGUCCUCCCAAACGUAUGUGUGACUUUGAGGCUGGAUUCUGUGACUGGACACAAGACAUGAAUGACCAGUUUGAUUGGACGAGAAAAAGAAAUGGAACGCUUUCAAAAUUCACAGGUCCACCAUAUGACCACACUACCGAGAGUCAGUACGGUUACUUUAUCUACAUUGAGUCGUCGGCUCCCAGAAGUCGGGGAGACAAGGCUAGACUCGUCAGCGCUGUGUACCCACCAGCUCCCAAUGGAGACUGUCUACAGUUCUGGUACUACAUGCAGGGAAACAACACAGGCAGUCUGAAUGUGUAUCUCCGCCCCAACGACGGUAGCCGAGACAAGUUGCUGUUCAGGAGAGUGGGCAACCAAGCCGUGGAACUGUGGCUCUACCAGUCACAGACAAUCAAGUCCAAUGUUGUCUACCAGAUUGUGUUUGAGGGAGUGAUAGGAAAUGGAUACAUGGGAGACACAGCUCUGGAUGACAUCAAGAUCCUGCGUGGUCAGUGCCCCCCACCAGGCUACUGUGAUUUUGAGGUGGACACUUGUGGCUACAGUAACACACGAGCAGGAGAUGACUUUGAUUGGCAGAGGAGUGCAGGCGCCACAUUGACCGCGAACACAGGACCCACAGUGGACCACACAACAGGAUCAGACAGAGGAUUCUACAUGUACAUUGAGUCAACUGGACGAAACCGUGGCCAAAGGGCCUGGUUCUACAGCCAGUACUUCCCUCCAAGCAACAGCUCUUGUAUUACCUUCUGGUACAACAUGAAUGGACCCAAUGUGGGAGCCCUUCGCCUUUACAAACCUGACCCCACAAGAACCGUGAUGCUGUGGAACGCCACUGGUAACCACCAGAAUAUCUGGCUACAAGCCAAUGUGGAUGUCAGGAGCUCCACUUGGUUCCAGAUCACGUUCGACGGUGAAGUAGGAAAUGGCUUUUCAGGAGACAUUGCUAUAGACGAUGUUUCCCUCAGAAGUGGAACAUGUGCUUCACAAACCACUGCCAUGACAACCCCAAUGGUUGCAACCACUGUGUCCUACCCUCCUACAAAAUACGACUGUACAUUUGAUGGCCCAACUGCCUGCCAGUGGACACAGGACAGCAGUAACGACCAAUUUGAUUGGAGGAUUCAUUCUGGAGGAACCUCUUCAGGUUUCACAGGACCUAAGUAUGACCACACCCUUCAAAACAGCAGGGGUAAAUACAUCUACACCGAGUCCAGUGGACGACGACCCAAUGACACAGCAAGAUAUGUAAGUCCCCAGAUGACCAUAGACAGCACUGGAAGCUGUAUCAAGUUCUGGUACAGCAUGUACGGAUCGGACAUCAACAGACUCAAUUUGUAUGCCAUGAUGAAUGGUAACCUGGGACCUGUCAUUUGGAGAAAGAUUGGAAACCAAGGAGCGCAGUGGAAAUUUGCUUCGGUCUUCAUCAACUUGGCUUCAUUCACUCCCCCUCAGUCCUCACCAACAAGCAUACAGGUUGUGCUGGAGGGUGUUGUAGGCAAGGGAUACAAAGGAGACAUCGCUGUUGAUGACAUCUUUGUCAACACAGGAGCUUGCCCACCAUCUGAUACAUGUGACUUUGAGGAAAGCAACAUUUGUGGAUACACUCAAGAUAAAACAGAUGAUUUUGAUUGGACAAGAGAUAAUGGCGGCACUACCACCCGUGGAACAGGUCCCAGUGCAGACCAUACCUAUGGAACUAAAGAAGGUUACUACAUGUACAUUGAGACCUCUGCCCCCCGUCUCCCCGGUCAGAAGGCCCGCCUCCUGUCCCCAACAUUCCCACCCACUACUGGCCGAUGCAUGACCUUCUUCUACCACAUGUACGGCUCUGUCGGAACUCUAAAUGUACGCCUGUUCUCCCAGGGAACUCUUCAACCAGUGAUCUGGACCAGAUCCAGGAAUCAUUACAACUUGUGGCGGAUUGGUCAGGUCACAGUCAACAGUGAUUCACCUUAUCAGAUAACAUUUGAGGGAAUCCGGGGAAGAACUUACCUUGGAGACAUAGCCAUUGAUGACAUCAGCAUUGUUGACGGAGCUUGUCCAGCUCCAGGUAGUUGCAACUUUGAGACCAAUUUCUGCACCUGGACUAAUACACAAACAGGGGAUGAUUUUGAUUGGCUACGAAAUAAGGGAGCCACUGGAAGUGCAAGAACAGGACCCUCAAUAGAUCACACUGUUGGAAAUGCCAAUGGAUACUAUGCUUACAUCGAAGCCUCAGCUCCUCGUAAACCAGGUGACAAAGCCAUUCUUCAGUCCACAUCAUUGCAGGCCACAUCAUCCAGCUGUCUCUCUUUCUGGUACUUCAUGUAUGGGACACAAGUGGGCUCGCUCAGUGUACGGCAAGAGUACCUGGGCUCUGUCAACUAUGGCACCGCCAUACCUUUGUGGUCCAUGACGGGUAACACUGGGCAGAAAUGGAUCCAAGCCAGUGUCAAUGUUACUAGCAGAGUAGAGUAUAUUUUGACCUUUACAGGAGUUGAAGGUCAAGGGUACGCAGGAGAUAUUGCCAUUGAUGAUAUCACCCUGACCUCAGGAUCUUGUUCAGGGUCACUUGGCCCAAUAACUCUAGCCUGUGGAGAUGGAACCACUUAUACCAAGAAUCAACAAUGUGACUUCAAUAAAGACUGCUCAAAUGGAGCAGAUGAGAAGAAUUGUGGUAACUGUACCUUUGAUGGAGUGUCGGGACUUUGUGGCUGGUUUGACAACAGUGCUGGUUCAUUCCGCUGGGAACGACACAACAACGGAACAGAGACUGCCAACACAGGACCAUCCAAUGACCACACCUAUGGAGAUGCCACUCACUACUACAUGUAUGUGGAUGCCAGCAAUGGAGUCACUAACUCAAGAGCUACCCUCAGAGGGCCAACCCUCCAACAAGCAUCCGAUACUUGUCAGAUGUCAUUUUACUAUCACAUGUAUGGUACUCGAAUUGGUAGACUCUAUGUUUACAUUGUUUCUGGAGGAACACCAACACUACUCUCUUCAAUUUCUGGAAGUCAUGGUAACCAGUGGAAUGCCUACACCGUCAACAUUGGUCGCAGAUCUUCUCCGUUCAACAUCGAGUUCCGAGCUUAUCGCAGCUACACAGUAAUUGGAGACAUUGGAAUUGAUGAUGUUUCAUUCCUGAAUUGUGGACUGCCACCCAUACAAAGCUCUUGCCCCUCUAAUCAGUUCACUUGCCAGAGAGGAUCAUGUGUUGAUAUGUCCAGAGUGUGUGACUAUACUGAUGAUUGUGGAGACAACACUGAUGAGAUUGGGCCAAAUGCACACUGUGAUCAACUUCCAGCACGUUGUGAUUUCUCCACUUCUCUGUGUGACUGGGUACAAGAUCGGGGAGAUAAAUUUGACUGGAGCAGACGCAAUGCUCCCACUCCAUCAAUUUCCACUGGACCCACAAGGGACCAUACCACUGGACUACGAACUGGAGGAUUCAUCUACAUAGAGUCAUCCAGACCAAGACGACGAGGAGAUAAUGCUUUACUUCUCAGCAGUAUGUACAACACUGCCCAAAGCCAAGACCACUGCACAUUUACCUUCUAUUACAACAUGAAUGGUCGAACCAUGGGAACUCUGAAUGUGUACACCAAGGACUCCAACAACCAUAUCAGUAAAGUCUACACUGUUUCAGGAAAUAGGGGAGAUGUGUGGGUGAAAACUGUAGUCAAUUUGAAUAGUCCAUAUCCAUUCCAGAUCCUGCUGGAAGGAGUUGUAGGCAGUGGAUACUACAGCGACAUUGCUAUUGAUGACACCGUUUUCAGUAAAGGCUGCAAAAAGCUAAACCAGACAUUUGCCACUGCUGUAACCAUUCCUCCAACUGCUCCUACUGCCAACCCUUGUGGAAGUGGACAAUUUCAAUGUGCUGACCAGUCUACUUGUAUCUCAUCUCAAAAGGUUUGUGACUGGAAUCCAGAUUGUACAGAUGGGUCCGAUGAGGCAACCUGUGGACCUUGUAAUUUUGAGAGUGGACUUUGUGGAUGGAGUGACCUAAGCACUGGGCGCUUUAACUGGACCAGGCAUGCUGGAUCACAGAACAGUGGAUCUGCUGUUGGACCACUCACUGAUCAUAGCACCAAUACUUCAGGGGGACAUUAUGCUUAUGUGGAAGGAACAUAUGGAGUUUAUUUGAGCCGAGCUGUGUUACAAAGUCCUGCCCUCCCACCUGCAGCAGACACAUGUGAAAUGUACUUCUAUUACAAUUUGAAUGGCAGGAAUACUCUUAUUGUAAGUGCAGUGGUAAACAACACUAAGAAAUCUUUGCUGUUAUUGUCUGGAAAUCACGGAGCAUCAUGGAAGAAGGGAACUGGAUACAUUGGGAAAGCCCUUGGCAAGACAACUGGACAGUUCAGAAUCCUCUUUGAAGUCCUUCCAUCCAGAUCUGCAGGUUCCUCUUCAUCCUCAGAUGCAGCUAUCGAUGACAUCACUUUUGCUAAUUGUUAUCCUCUUGCUCCACCACCAAACCUUGCCUGUGACUUUUCUAAUGACUUCUGUAACUGGAAUCAAGCUUUGGAUGAUGACUUUGACUGGACCAGGUUAAAUGGAACCACCAAGAGUGCAGGGACAGGGCCUAAAUUUGACCACACAACAGGAACAGGGCAAGGGUUCUAUGCAUACAUUGAGACUUCAGCUCCUAGACACAGAGGAGAUGUGGCUAUUUUAGAUAGUGCCAAUUUGCCUCCAACUCUACCUGGAGGCCACUGUCUGACAUUCUGGUAUUACAUGUUUGGAAACAACAUUGGUAGUCUUAAUAUUUACUUGGUCACAAACUCUAACAGAACCCUGUUUUGGUCCAGAAAUGGAACCCAAGGAGAUGCCUGGAAAAAAGCACAAAGACAGAUUAUCUCCAGUACAGACUUUAGAAUAUCAGUUUAUGGUGUUGUAGGCAAUGGGUACCAAGGAGAUAUUGCAAUUGAUGAUUUUAACAUCACCAAUGGUGCUUGUCCACCUCAACCAGGAUGUGAUUUUGAGGAAGGAAACUUCUGUGAUUGGACAAACUCUUUGAUGGAUGAUUUUGAUUGGACCAUUGGCCAAAAUGGCACAGCUUCAAGAGGAACAGGUCCACCAUUUGAUCAUACCUUUGGAUCAAGUACAGGUCAUUUUGCAUACAUAGAGAGCUCAGCACCACGACGACCAAAUGAUGAAGCCAUUCUAGUCAGUAAAUUCUUUGAUGGUGGAGCUGCAAGAUGUCUCAGAUUCUGGUACCAUAUGUAUGGAGCCAGCAUUGGUUCACUAAAUGUUUACCAAGGAGCCAAUGGUUCUCAGAUCCCAAAUCAGGUAUGGACGAGAAAUGGAAACCAAGAAAACAUAUGGAGAAGAGCCAUAGUACCAUUGAAUAGAUUAACUGGAAAACAAUACCAGAUUCUCAUUAAAGGAGUCAGAGGAGUUGGCUAUACUGGGGACAUUGCCAUUGAUGAUUUGAUGGUGACAGAUGGACAGUGUCCUCCAGAUGGAUCUUGUGACUUUGAACAGGAUACAUGUGGAUGGACAAAUGCAUUGAGUGGUGAUGAUUUUGACUGGCUCAGGGAUAAUGGAGGUACACCAUCAUCUACAACAGGUCCAAGUGUGGACCACACAAUAGGAACAAAAGCUGGCUACUACAUGUACAUUGAAUCCUCUGGAGGUAAUAGGAAAGUCGGAGAGAAAGCUUGGCUAGUAAGUGAUAUUCUCACAAGUACCAUGGGCAACUGCCUUUAUUUCUGGUAUCACAUGUAUGGUGCAGGAAUUGGGUCUCUGAAAAUCUACAAACAGGACUUCUUCAACAAACAGAAAACCUUGGCUUUUAGCCUUAGUGGCAAUCAAGGAAAUGCAUGGCACCAAGCCUCUGUCAACUUUGUUUCUAACCAUGAGUAUACUAUCAUCUUUGAAGGAGUGUAUGGUGGGAAUUACACUGGUGAUAUUGCCAUAGAUGAUGUUCUAAUUUCUGCCAGUCCUUGUUCUGCAACUACACCAACACCCGCUGUCUCCAUGGCUACUACCCCUGCUGUGUUCCCCAAAACUGCUGUAGAUUGUGAUUUUGAGUCAGGAUUUUGCUCUUGGAAUCAGGGUGCAGGAGCUGAUUUCAACUGGACAAUGAAAAAUGGAAAAACAAACUCGGGCAACACUGGGCCAUUAGCUGAUCACACUUUGAAAAAUAGUCUUGGUCAUUAUAUUUACAUUGAGGUGUCAGGGAAACUCCCCAACACUACAGCACGAUUGAUAAGUCCUUCAGUCUAUGUUAGAACUGCUGGUGUUUGUCUGAAGUUCUGGUACAACAUGUAUGGAGCUCAUGUCAAUAACCUCAACCUUUAUUAUCAGAGUGUUUCCUCUGCAAGCAACAAACGUUUACUCUGGAACAAACAUGGAAACCAAGGUUCUGACUGGAAAUAUGCUCAAGUACACCUACAGAGUCAAGGACAGAUGAGGUUUGUGUUUGAGGGUGUGGCAGGUAUAAGCUAUCAGGGAGAUAUUGCUCUAGAUGACAUCACACUAAAUCAGGGCUUGUGUCCAGGAUCACCGACUUGUGAUUUUGAGGAUGGAAUGUGUGGAUAUACCCAGGAUGUUUCGGAUCAGUUUAACUGGAUUUUGCAUUCCUCAGGAACAACCAGUACAGGAACAGGACCAACUAGUGAUCACACAUAUGGAACAAGACAAGGACAUUAUGUUUAUAUUGAGUCUUCUGCUCCAAGGAGAAGAGGUGACAAAGCAAGAAUUGACAGUCCAAGCUAUCCAGCCACAACUGGAACUGGGUCUUGUCUUACCUUUUGGUAUAGUAUGUAUGGAAGAAACAUUGGUGCACUUAAUCUUUAUCUCAGACAAGGAACGUCCAGUCAGCUCCGAACUCCUAUAUGGACCAUGUCAGGAAAUCAAGGCAACAAGUGGAGAGUUGCACAAACAACCAUUAACAGUGCAUUGGCUUUCAGGCUGACAUUUGAGGGAGUUGUCGGAAAUGGAUAUGCAGGAGAUAUUGCAAUUGAUGAUGUCCAACUUGCCAAUGGAGCCUGUGCACCCCCAGGGAGCUGUGACUUUGAAAGUAAUUUGUGUAGCUGGACUAAUCUUCAGGGUAAUGAUACUUUUGACUGGCAGAGAGCUACUGGCAGCACUCCAAGCUAUGGCACAGGGCCAAGAACAGAUCACACACUACAAACAAUUUACGGCUCUUUCAUGUACAUUGAAGCAUCUGCUCCAAGAACAACUGGUGACAAAGCAUGGUUAGCCUCUGAGACAUUUGAGAGUUCAAAGACACCAGUGCGCUGUAUGUCUUUCUGGUACAACAUGAAUGGUGUUCAAAUGGGAACCCUAAAUAUUCUGCAGUAUUUCUUUACAUCAAAUAUUCCAAAACAAGUUUACAGUAUUUCAGGCAACCAAGGUAGAGGAUGGAAACAGCACAGUGUGGAGCUCACAUCAACCUCUGGACUGGACUAUCAAAUCUUGAUUGAGGGUGUAGUUGGUGGUGUCUUGGGAGAUAUAGCUAUUGAUGACAUUUCCAUCACCUCUGGGCAUUGUACCAAUCCAACAGUGAAUCCAACUUGUCCCUUCAGAUGUUCUAAUGGGAUGUGCUUGAAAGAUAUAAAGAAUGUAUGUGAUUUUAACAGUGAUUGUCCAGCUGGGGAUGAUGAAGCAAACUGUGGUUUUAACUGUGAUUUUGAGCAAGGUCAUCCAGCAUGCAAGUGGAAUAGCACAUCCUCAGGAUUCCAGUGGAUAACUUCUCAAGGAUCAUCUGCAGGUCAGAGUUCCAAUAAACCUAGCAUUGACCACACCACAUUAGGACCAAAUGGCUAUUUUAUAUAUGUUGCUCCAAAAGCAGGAGUUUAUGCAAGACAAGCAGACCUAACGAGUCCAGUGAUUGGCCAAUCCUCAAGCACAUGCCAACUGUCAUUCUGGUAUCACAUGAAAGGUAGACAGACUCUUCGAGUCUAUCUCAAGGAUGUCAGUGGUUUCACCAGAACUCAGAUCUUUUACUUGACUGGAGAUCAAGGAGGAGCCUGGAAACAAGCAAUUGUACCCAUCGGAAGAAUGCAUUCUCGAUUCCAGGUGAUUAUCUCAGGACUACGCACCUACAGUGGAGUUGGUGAUAUUGCAGUUGACGACAUCAAUUUCCAGGGAUGUGCUUUCCCAACAUCAUCAUCUUGUAACUCUUUUGUUACAUUUAAAUGUGCAAGUGGAGCAUGCGUCUCCCAGAGUCGAGUCUGUGAUUACUCUGAUGAUUGUGGGGACAACACAGAUGAAGCCAAUACAACAUGCAAUGCAUACAACAGAUGUAAUUUUGAAAAUGGUCUGUGUGACUGGAGCCAACUAACAGAUGAUGACUUUGACUGGACGCUCCGUAAAGGUCCUACUCCCUCUGCUAGUACUGGUCCAACAAAAGACCAUACUCUGAAUUCAAAUACAGGACACUUUCUUUACAUAGAGACUUCUCGUCCAGCAAGACAAGGACAGAAGGCUAGAAUUGCAAGUCGAGCAUUCCAAGCAUCCACUUCUCAACCCUACUGCCAAUUCCGCUUCUUUUACUUCAUGUAUGGACGAACUGUAGAUACUCUCACUGUUUAUUACAGAAAUCAAAUAAAUGGACCUUUGUUUAAAGUCAUCUCUGUACAAGGAAAUGUUGGUGCCUAUUAUGCAAGACAAGUUGUGAACAUAAGAUCUUCUGCUCCAUUCCAAGUUGUUGUUGAGGCAACAGUAGGAGCUUCAUAUCUAUCAGAUAUUGCAAUUGAUGAUGUGUCCUUCUCAUCAGAUUGUCAUCCAUACUCUGGAAACUUGCCUAUGGGUACUCCUGCAACCACUGUGCCAACCACUCUUGGACCAUGCAGAGGAGGACAUCAGUGUGGUGACAUGUCAUGUGUUGCUCCUUACCAGGUUUGUGACUUUAUACCGCAGUGCUCAGACAGGUCUGAUGAAGCCGCCUGUGGUCAGUGUAACUUUGAACAGUCCAGCUGUGGAUGGAGUCCUGUCCAAGGUGGGAGAUACAUCUGGAAAAGACACAAUUCAUCUACGCCUUCUUCCUUCAAUGCACCAACGAAUGAUCACACGUAUGGAACCACUCAAACUGGAAACUACAUGUUCAUUGAUGCGUCUGUUGGUUCAUAUGCAACAGACACCAGACUAGUGUCUCCAAUGUUUGGCAAUCUAAGUUCCACAUGCAGUGUCUCUUUUGCCUACUACACCAAUGUAGGGCCAUUCAGCAUGCUCAGUCUUUACUUAUAUCCUCCAAACUCUGACCCAACAACUUCCAGUAGCAAUGUCUUUUAUAGACUGUGGACAUCAUUUAGGAGCGUAGGUAGUCAAUGGCAAAAUGCCACAGUGGGAAUUGGAAGUCGCGAUCCAGGAUACAAACUAGCUUUUGUAGCAAGAAACUUUGAUAGAAAUAGAGGAGGUAUUGCUAUUGAUGAUGUCAUCUUCAACAGCUGUGCUUUAGGACAAGUAACACAGUGUACUUCUAAUCAGUUCAAAUGUAAGAGAGGAUCUUGUGUUGAUAUAACAAGAAGAUGUGACUUUGCAAAUGAUUGUGGUGAUUAUUCAGAUGAAAUUGGCUGUAAUAGUUAUAAGGAAAGAUGUAAUUUCGAAACUGACAUCUGUAACUGGCAGCAAGAUAUUGGAGACCGAUUUGAUUGGUCUUGGAAACAAGGGUCAACGUCAACAUCUGGAACUGGACCAAACUUUGACCAUACUUAUGGAAACUCUACUGGCCAUUACAUCUACAUCGAAACCUCAUCACCUCGUCGACCAGGGGACAAAGCCCGCUUAUUGUCUCCAGUAUUCCAGCCUAACACUCAAGCUAAUAUGUGUCAGAUGAGAUUCUUUUAUCACAUGCAUGGACAAGACAUCAAUGCACUGAAUGUGUACAUAGAAAACUAUGAGAUGGGACCAAGAACCCCAGUCUUCCAGAAGAAUGGUUCUCAACCAGAUAUGUGGAUUCGAGCAAUGAUUGAUUUAACAAGUUCUCUUCCUUUCCGAGUUGUGAUUGAAGGUGUUAGAGGAAAUGGCUACCAUGGAGACAUUGCUAUUGAUGAUGUGUCUUUCACCAGUGGCUGUAAAUUGACUACAGGACCUCUUCCACAAGCUCUCACCACAGUCGGUCCAUGUGGAGCUGGAAAAGGACAGUGUGCAAAUGGACAAUGUAUCAAGGCAAAUAUGUUCUGUGAUUUUAAUAGAGACUGUUCAGAUGGAAGUGAUGAAAGCUCUUGCCCAAGCACAUGCAAUUUUGACAAUGGACAAUUCUGUAAAUGGCAAAAUGAUUUGAAUACUAAUACUUUGAAUUGGACCAUAGGAAGUAACAACAAUCCCAGUCCCUGUCCAACAACUGAUCACACAACUUCAUCAGCUGGAGGAAAAUUUGCUCUGAUCCAGACUGCUGGCACCAGCUACAGCAGAAAAUUGGCAAGACUGGUGAGUCCCAUGUACUACCAAGCAGGAACAGCAUGUACCUUUACAAUGUGGUAUAACACCAAUGGAACAGGCAUAGCCCAUUUAGGAGUCUACAUCACACAAGGAGAAAGUUACACUAAUAUAUGGACAAUGACAUCCACUCAACUUAGAGCCAACCAAAUGGUAUGGAAGAAAGCAGUAGUAUCACUGCCAAAAUGUCCAAUGAAUUUCAAGUUAACAAUUGAAGUAGCAACAUUUGGAAGACAGGUCAACUAUUUGGCCAUUGAUGACCUAGCCUUCACACAGUGUCAUUACCCACCUCCAGCAUCCUCUUGCCAAUUAGGACAAUUCACUUGUAGUUCCGGAAACUGUGUUCCACAGAAUCUUAAAUGCGACCUCCAAAGGGACUGCUGUGAUGGAUCUGAUGAAAGUCAUAGCACCUGUUCAGGAUAUCAACAGUGUAACUUUGAAUAUGGACUGUGUUCAUGGCAGCAAUCCACUGCAGAUAGUUUUGACUGGCAAAGGCACCAAGGACCAACCAACUCAUUUAACACAGGACCCACUGCAGAUCAUACCUAUGGAACAAGGACAGGAUAUUACAUGUACAUCGAAUCUUCUAGACCACAGAGACCUAAUGAUACUGCACAACUGAUCUACAAUCUGAAUGUCCCAACAUCACCCUGUGCAUUGAGACUCUGGUACCAUAUGUAUGGCCAGAAUGUUGGUCAACUUAACGUUUAUAUUAAAACUCUCAAUCGUGGAACAGUUCUCUUGAAGAGCAUCUCAGCCAAUCAAAAUCAAACAUGGCACAGACUUGAAGUCAGUCUUCAAAGCAGUACUCCAUACCAGGUUGUGAUAGAAGGAAAGGUUGGAGUCGGAUAUCUUGGUGACAUUGCCAUUGAUGACAUCAGCUUCACCCCAGGUUGUGGAGGAGGCAUCACUCCCCCACCAGCUGUGACUACCCCAGCCCCAAACACUUGUGGAGAGAGCCAGUUUGCUUGUGGAGAUGGUACUUGCAUUUCUUUAUCCAAGGUCUGCAACUUCCAAACUGACUGCAAAGACAACUCAGAUGAAAACCAGUGUCCACAGACUUGCAACUUUGAACAGGAUACAUGUGGAUGGCAGGAACUUCCACUAGAUCAGUUUGAUUGGACAAGAGCCAAUGGAGUUUCAACAACUUCAAACAGAAACAUGGCACCAAACACAGAUGACACCUACAAGAACCAGAAUGGUUACUAUAUGUACAUCAAUGAUAAGACCGGUGGUCAAACUCAAGGGCUAGUCGCAGGACUCCAAAGCUCAGCCUACAAGUCUGCAAAUUCAGACUGUAAAAUAUCCUUUGCUUACUACACAACAGGGUCCAGUUUGGGAAGUCUAUAUCUGUAUAUAGUAGAAAACAAUGCUCUGACACCACUGUGGAGAUUAAUACCUUUCCAUAAUAGAAUAGAUGACCAAUGGCACAGCGUCACAGUAGGAAUUGGAAGGAGAAACUCAGACUUCAACAUGCUUUUCAAAAAAUCCACAGCCCACUACAAUGGCAUCACAGCAUUGGACGACAUCACCUAUACUGACUGCAGAAUGAGGCCCCCGGUCACUCAGUGCAACACUGCCACCCACUUCUGGUGUUCCAACAAAGUGUGCAUUCCCCAAAACAAGCAGUGUGACAAUGUGGAUGACUGUGGAGAUGGCAGUGAUGAGGGAAGCCUGACCUGUAAUGGCUACACACGAUACAACUUUGAGCAGGGAACAGGAAAUCUGAUUCAAGGACAAAAUGGAGUGGACGACGACUUUGACUGGACCCUGUUUGCUGGAAAGACUCAGUCUUCUUUUACUGGACCUCAGUGGGAUCACACCUAUGGAAAUAGUAGUGGACAUUAUCUGUACAUGGAAGCCUCCAGGCAAAAGUUUAAUGCAAAGGCAUGGAUUCUGACCAGCCCCUUCUACAGAACCAAUGGCAGGAACUGUGUCAUGAGACUGUACUACUUUAUGUAUGGACUCUACAUCAACCAGCUCAAUGUGUAUGCUAGAAUGUACUCCUCUGGACCGCCCACCCACACUCUCUUUACAAGAUCUGGAGAGCAGGGUGCCUACUGGCAAGAGAUUGUCCUCCCAUUGAACUACUCCAGUGACUUCCAGAUCAUCUUCGAAGCCAAGGUGGGUGACAGUUUCCUGGGAGACAUUGCCAUUGAUGAUAUCAGCUUUACCCCAGGCUGUGUGGCAUCUAGCACCUCCCUACCGCCCCCACCGACCUCUCAGGGUCCCAGUGGGUCCACGGUACGUCCCCCGGUCAUCCCGGGCCAGUCCAACUGUAACCCCAACACCCAGUUCAUGUGUGUGUCGGACAGAAGCUGCAUCAGUAAGAACCAGGUGUGUGACUUCAGGAAGAACUGCGCCGAUGGAUCUGAUGAAGCCAAGUGUGUGCCUACAUUUUGUGGAUUCACCAAUGGCAGUCUUUGUAACUGGAAAAUCAAAGCCUCUCAAUCAGGCCGCCCUGAUCAGACCUUCAAAUGGAAGGUGGACACAGCAGGUAAUGCAAGCCCAGGGGACUACAGGCCAACAGAGGAUCAAGAGGGCAAGCGUGGAGGAUGGUAUGUUUGGGCUGAUAGUUCCCCAGGAGCCUUCAGGGACACCACAGAAUUAUACACACCUAUGAUCAGACAGACUGGUCCCCAGUGUAAGGUUGUUCUUUAUUACUGGAUGCAGGGACAUGCAAGGCACUCCAUGGAGAUUUACCUCCAAGUCAAUAAUCGCACUGAGCAUUUAUGGGCAGGAGAAGACGACCAUGGAACCGAGUGGCAGCACUUAGAAGUGUUCAUUGGUCCGCGACAGAACUUUAAUCUCUUCAUCCAAGCACGAAGAGGUCGCUCAUUCACAGGUGACCUGUCAGUUGACAGUAUCAACUUUAUCAACUGUCAGCCCCCCAUUGCUCUCCCACAGGGCUGCCCUGCCAACAAUUUCCAGUGUAACAAUGGCUACUGCGUCAAACAAAACUUAAAGUGUGACUACUCCAAUGACUGUGGAGACAGCUCAGAUGAAAUUGCUGUGGAAUGUGACCAGACCUACAAAGGCCGCUGUAACUUUGAACACGGUAUCUGUCCCCAGUGGAAGAACGACCCCUCGGCCAAGAUUCCAUGGAGCCUCUCGUCAUCCCACACUGCCACUGCAGGAACUGGACCUCUCGGAGAUCACACAACUAGAACCAGCUCUGGAACAUAUCUGUACAUUGAAAGCUCAAGUCCUCAGAAACCAGGAGAUACUGGUCGCUUGAACUCGGCAACCAUUAAAGGAACAUCUCGAGACUGCACACUGAGACUAUACUUCCACAUGUUUGGGACCAACAUCGGAACCCUCAACGUUAAGAAGCGAUACAGCUUUGUUACCGAGGAUCUGGAACCUCUGUUUUCAUGGAGUGCUAAUCGCGGAGAUUUCUGGUACAGAUUCGAACAGAACUUGACAACUAGUGACACAAGAGACUUUGAGGUCGUGAUUGAGGGUAUAGUUGGAAAUGGUUACUUUGGAGACAUCGCAAUUGAUGACAUUUCCUUGACACCAGGCUGUCAAUUUGCAGUCAAUCAGAUUCCGGGAGUCCCCACCCCUGCUCCCACUGUCCCCGGGGCUUGUGGAGCCAACCAACUAAGCUGUAAAAAUAGGAACUGUUACAGCCAAUCACAGAAGUGUAACUUCCGAGAUGACUGUGGAGAUAACAGUGACGAGGCCAACUGUGGUACCUCCUGUAAAUUUGAGUCUGGACUUUGUGGCUGGCAUAACUCUCUCAGUGACAACUUGGACUGGAAACUACUGUCAGGUCCCACCCCCAGCCGGAGCACCGGACCCCAGAAUGACCACACCUUUGGAACAGCAGCUGGUCACUACCUAUAUGUGGAGAGCUCCACCCCGGCCCACCCCCAGGACAAGGCUCUCCUGGAGAGCGCUGUGUACUACCAGUCCGGACCCAACUGUAACCUCACCUUCUGGUACAACAUGAAUGGCCGACAGAUCGGAACUCUCCAAGUCCUGCUCAAGACCAGCAUCAGUAACCAGCUUCUGACUCUGUGGCAGAAGACAGGCAAUCAAGGAACCGCCUGGAAACAGGCCACCGUCCCGAUCAGCAGCAACAGCCAGUUUGCCAUCGUCUUUGAGGCAAAGACCGGGUCUGGCUACCUGGGAGAUAUUGCCAUUGAUGACAUCACCUACUCUGGCUGUGAUACAGGUCAAACAGUUGCCAGCUGUCAGCCUACCCAGUUCUUGUGUUCCAACCAGUUGAUGUGUAUUGACAGAAGAUAUCGAUGUGAUGAGAAGGUCGACUGCAGCGAUGGAUCUGAUGAAGACAACUGCAGGCCAUUCAAUGGAGACUGUAGUUUUGAGACUACCCUGGGCCAGUGCCAGUGGACCCAGAGUUCUGGAGAUGAUGGCGACUGGACAAUAGCCUCUACAUCACUGAAUGGUCCAAAGAGAGACCACAGAAACACUGCUACAGGCCACUUCAUCUACAUGGACAGCUCCAAACAAAAUCCAGGGGAUGUGCUCCGAAUCCAGACACCUUUCUUCCCUGCCAGCCACGGGGUCUGUUACAUCAGGUUCUGGUACUAUAUGUUUGGAUCACCCAGCAUGGGACCACUGAAAGUGUUCCUACAGAACAGGAAUGGAAACACGACGGAUCUAUUCUGGGAGAUGGCGGGUAGCCAGGGCAUGCAGUGGAACUAUGUCAACAUCCCGCUGGGAAGUGCUCAGGACUUCUCCGUCAUCUUUGAAGCCACAAGGGGAGACCAGGGCAAUUCAGAUAUUGCUGUGGAUGAUGUUUCUUUUACUCCAGAAUGCAGCACAGGAGUAUCACCUGCUGCACCAAGCCAUACAGUCUGUUACCAAGGAACCUUUUACUGUGCACCCUUAAAACAGUGUUACCCUAACGACUGGAAGUGUGACGGUACUCGGGACUGUCCUGAUGGGUCUGAUGAACCCAACACCUGUCCCACGACCCCACCAGUCACAGGUCAAGUUGGCCCAACUACCACCCACAAACCAAAGACCCUGUCAACAACCCCUGCCCCUCUUACCACUACCGCCCACGUCCUUCCCAACAACUGCCCCCAGUCGAAGUUCCAGUGUAGUGACGGCACCUGUAUACCGCUCCUACUUCUGUGUGAUGCUGUAGCUGACUGUCCAGAUGGGUCAGACGAGACUCCUAGCAACUGUCCUAUUACCAAAUGUGAUGUCGGGUUUUAUUACUGUAAAAAACAAAGACAAUGCAUCAAUGGCAGCCGUUGUGAUAAUGUAGAUGACUGCGGGGACAAAACAGAUGAAAGCGUGUGCGGCAAUGCCUGUCCUCCAAAUUUCUGUCAAGGUGGAUCUGUCUGUCAAAAGACUGGACUGAAAACAUUGUCUUGCAGCUGCCCUACUGGUCUGAAUGGAAUUCGGUGUCAGUAUAGAGAAAGCAAAGUACAGCGGCAUGCAGGAAAUGCCCCGUCAUCUUCAUCGGGCUGGAAGGCAGGAGUGGGUGUAACCGUGGGACUUGUUGCUGUGGUUGCCUUGGUGAUAGCUGGCUAUUUCUUGUGGAGAAGACAAAGAGAAAGGAACUUUAAUGAGAGACUUGGAAUUGGUUUGGAAAAUCCCACUUACGACGGAGCAGACAUGCCUUCAGAUUUUCAGAUGAAUCCAAUGGAAGAUCCCUUUCAAGGAGUGAGAAUGACUUCAGACGCAACCUCCAUUGAAAAUCCACUUUAUCAGGAGGCUUAAACAAAACACUGACCAAACAAUGAGAAUAUGAACAAUACUCAAACUGUGAUUUUUUUUUUAAAUAAUGCUCCCAAGUUUUCAAAAUACUCAAAUCUAUAUGUGUUUACAGAUGUUUUUUGUACUUGUUAUAUUUGAUUUAUUUAAUAAAGUUAUACUCAAAAUUAA